Molecule: messenger RNA, 659 nt
Organism: Eurytemora carolleeae
Lineage: Eukaryota; Metazoa; Arthropoda; Copepoda; Calanoida; Temoridae
Product: chromobox protein homolog 1
Exons: 7
Coding region: 50-538 (162 amino acids)
Biological process (GO): negative regulation of transcription by RNA polymerase II; chromatin organization
Cellular component (GO): nucleus; pericentric heterochromatin
Molecular function (GO): chromatin binding
Source: RefSeq, a predicted model, not a curated record
CAUCAAAAUGGUAUAAUUCUAAAAUCUUUCAGAAUUUGAUUUGAGAAAAAUGUCUGAAGAAGAAUAUGAGGUCGAGGUUAUAGUAGAUAAGAGAGUAAGGAAAGGGAAGGUUGAAUAUCUGGUGAAGUGGAAGGGAUGGGAGAACCCUGAUGAUAACACCUGGGAACCAGUUGCUAACCUAGACUGUCCGGAGCUGAUAUCUGCAUAUGAAUCUAAAAAUAAUGAUUCCGGGUCUCAGUCCAGUGGUGAACAGAAGAAGAAAGUUGAUAAGAGAAAAUCCUCUGAUUCUGAAUCACAGGAAUCUGCCAAAACCCCGAAGGUGAAGGACGAAGCAAGACCGAAAGGUUUCGGACGAGGUUUGUCUCCGGAGAAGAUUAUCGGAGCAACCAAUGAUCCCGGAGAGCUUUACUUCCUCAUCAAGUGGAAAGGAUCUGAAGAGGCCGACCUAGUUCCUGCCAAGGAAGCUAACGUCAAGAUCCCCCAGAUCGUGAUUAAAUUUUACGAGGAACGACUGAACUGGUACGAGGACGACAAGUAAAGGUCUCAUCCGGCCCGGACCAUUGACCAUACAGCGAUACGAAGCUACCUUUAUGAACUUCUUUUUUGUGCUUGAAAAUUUGACCUAAUGUACUUGAUUUUAAUUUUUGGAUGAUUUCAGA